GAAUUCAUGAAUUAUGCAACACUAAAGACAAUACUCACAACCAAGAGUCCAAGGGGUAGAAUAGCCUGUUGAGUAGCAAAUGUGAUUACCUACAAGUUUACUGUAGUACAUUGUAGAGGUACUUAUAAUAAGGACGCAGAUGCAUUGGGUUGUGCAUGUUUUACCAGUCUCAACCAGAGCAGCGCUCAAAUAAACAGCCGGACUAUAAGCAGGAAUAUGAUACGAGAGCAGCAAAUGUGCUAUCCGGAGAUCAAACAUCUCCAAACUUUCAAGGAAAACUAAUUCUUCUGGAAAAGGGGCGUGUCCGAUGGGUGAUAACAGCCGCUCUGCCUCGAUUCGAUUCGAAUAAGAUUGCUCACGUAUUGACUCUCAAAGUAGUUCUACUAUACGUGGUACUGAAAAGAUUCCUCACAGACAACGGAACUGACUUUGUCUCAGAGGCAAUGAGAAUAGGCACAACUGUAAUUCAAGAACAACUGUAUCCAAUAGAGAAGAAAGGUUUAUCUCCUACAUACAAUUUGAAUGCUGCAAUUCCACCUUUAGUGCCACGCCCUCGUCCGAGCAUGAUUGCUAUAGAUGUGCGACCUACAUUGAACACUAAACCCAGCAACAGAAAGAGACAACUUGGUCUCGAUAUGUUCACAAUCCAAAAAGUCACACAUUUAUCUGAAGCCAGUCCUAAAUUUUCUCCUAAUUACAUCACCCUGCUACAACAUCUCUUUCGGCACACAUCUUCCAUCCUCACUCGACACUGUACUGUAAUAUACCCAACCCCCGAUAUCCAACUCUCGGAUGAAUUUGUCAUGGUUGACCGCCGUUAUACUGUGAGGGAACAGGCUAUUCCUACUUUCCAUCGGAGCGACACUCGUUACACAAUAGACUAUAGUUUUGGGCAUGUUUCUUUUCGACCUCGCUUGGCUAACACCGGAAUAAUGCAUUUAUCUCCAUGUUGUACUUGCCGCUCAUUCUUAACCGUCGACCUAGCAAUCCAAGACCAUGCCCCUAGUUAUGGCACAUGGCGCUUUAAUUAUUUUCUCUCUCUAAAAUUCCGGAUUUCGACGUCUUCUACGUACUACAUUUGA
Molecule: messenger RNA, 1082 nt
Organism: Phycomyces blakesleeanus NRRL 1555(-)
Lineage: Eukaryota; Fungi; Mucoromycota; Mucoromycetes; Mucorales; Phycomycetaceae
Exons: 5
Coding region: 156-1082 (308 amino acids)
Source: RefSeq, a predicted model, not a curated record